AUGCGCCUCAAAUGUCGCUGGUACCCCAGUCAAUUGCACCCCUGGGAGGUGCAACAACGACUGCAGCACCGGCCUUGGCCACAACGCCAUGGCUUUUCCUCGCGCGCUCCGUGGAUUGCCCCACGUGCGCCAGCUGCCAGUGGCUGCACGAGCACGAAUAGCACUUUCGGGGGCAGCCUUGGGGGAGGCUUGGGAGGCGGGGGAAGCUGGACGCAGCGCAGGGCGGGGAGAGGGUUACCCGCUGCGCUGGGGGCUCUGUGGCCGCGGAGCAGCAAGGGGAGGAACGCGGGCGCGGGGAAGGGCUGGCUGCCUAGGGGCGGUAGUAGUGGCGGGAGCGGAGCUGCAGUCGCGCGGGGAGAAGCGCCGGGGGCGGAAUCGAUGGAGGCGGAGAUGGAGGGGCGGGUGGGGGAAGGGCGGGUGCGGGGGGGAAGGAUGCGGGAGGGCAGCUUCCAUGAGGCGCGGGUGAAGGAGGCGGCAUGGGAGUUGGUGGUGGAACGGCUGAGGAAGAGCGAGGGAGCCAUCAGUGGCAGCGGGGGGAUCGGCGGGAGCAGUGAGAAGGAUGGGCCGUGGGAUGGCGGUAGGAUAUCUGAGAAGGCAGUGGAGGGGGAUCGAGUGGGCGUGGGCGCAGCAGCGGUGAGAGCGGGCCUGGUGGAGUCGUUGCAAGCGCACUUUCACAGCCUCCCGCUCUCCUAUGCGAGUGCGGCGGUGGAGCUGCCCCCCUGGGAGGUGGUGCUCCACAGGGACCUCCUCGCCUCUGCUGCUCGCCUGCCUGCCUGCAAGCCGCCUGUGGUAGUCACGCUGCGCCCGCACCACGGCCCUGCUGCUGCCACUGCCGCUGGCGCUGCUGCUGGAUCUGCUCCUCGCAGUGGCAGUGGCAGUGCUUAUAGUGAGUGCUGUAGACGUGUCAUGGGUAGCGAUGCUGCUGGCGGCAUCACUAACUGUAGCAGUACAACUGGAGGGUCCAAGGCAGGUGCCGCUGUUGCUGCUCUCGGAACUGACACUGUGGUUAUUGAUAGAUCACCAGGGAGUGGUGACAGUUGCAGUGGAGCGGGUGGUGUGACUGGAAGGGGUGCUGCCAGUAGCAGUGCAGGGUUGGACGGUGAUGGUGGCGGUAACGAGGGCGGGCUGUUCUUCUCAUGGCAGGGAUAUGCUGCGCCUGAGUUGGCAGUGAGUAGGGCGGCAGUGAGUGGGGCGGCAGUGAGUGGGGCGGCAGUGAGUGGGGCGGCAGUGAGUGGAGCGGCAGUGAGUGGGGCGGCAGUGAGUGGAGCGGCGUUCAUGCCUGGGUCAGGGUCGAAGCAGCAGGUGCAGAGGGCAUUGGCCGCAGCGCGAGGCGAUCACAGUGCAGAAAGAGGAGGUGGAUUCGGGGGUAGUGAUGCAGGACCAGGUUGCUUGGGUGUGGAAGCAGGAGAUUGGGGUAUGGAAGGAGAAGGCAAGGAGGUCGGAGAGAAAGGAGCAGGGCAGCAAGGGAGCGGCAGGAGGGGCAGCAGCGGGGUGUGGUCGCCUCAAGGGGCGUAUGGGACGCAGGGGGACGGCAGCACGGGCAGCACUUGCAGCGGGGGAAGUGGGCGGGGCGGGUUCAGCUGGGGGAGAGGGGGGUUCUCAGUGUGGGAGGAGGAGGAGGUGAGGGUCGACCGGAGAGAAGGGGGAGGAAAUGCGUUGGAUUCACAGAAAGAGGAUACACCUGCGGUAGCACCGGACACUGGUGUUGCGGAACGUGAGCUGCUAGCGCCAUCUAUAAACACCCCAGUGGGUGACGGGGGAGUGGAUGCCAGGCAGGGCCGUGUGGGCGAGGGAGGUGUAGCGGCAGCAGGAGCUGCAGUGGGCGGAGGGCGUAGAUGUAAGGAUAGCACAAGGGAGGGUGGAAAUGGGGAUGCGUCUUUACUGCAGCAUGAGUCUGGUGAGAGUGGUGCUGCUGGUCCUGCAGUGUGGGUGAGUGGUGGUGUAUGUGGAGGUAGACAGGCUGGGAGUGGGAAGGGAGGGGAAAAAGGAGGGGGAGAGGUGGGGGUGGGGGUUCCAGGAGCAGUCAGGUCGUCAGCAGAUGCAGCCAAAGGGGUAGAAUCAGCAGCGGAUGGAGCAGCAGCAGUGGGAGGAGCAGCAGCAGGAGCAGUGACAGUAGGAGCAGCAGUGCUUGGUGCCUGUGAUGCUGAUGGGGGAAAUGGAGCAACGGGGGGCAGGGAGGGCACCAGGAACGAACAGGGUCUCGUGCAGCUGCUGCUGUCAGAGCGCGGCCUCAUGAGGGAGCAGCUGGGCCACUUCCUCCUCGACCCUCUGCGCCUCGACCUCGGCCCGCUCAUCGCAACGGGUGCCUCGGGGGAGGUGCGCCGAGGCAGGUAUGCUGGCGAGCCCGUGGCUGUGAAGAUUCUCAAGGGGGAGAUGAGGAGAGAUGGGGCCGUGGCAGGGAUUGGGGGUGGGGUGGGAGGAGGAGGGGUUACAGGUGUGGGUGGUGGACGGGGAGGAGGGAGAGGGAGGGGAAGUCGAAAGUGGGGAGCCGGUGCAGCAGCAGCUGCUGCUACCGUCGCUCCUCCUUCGACUACCACUGCUGCUGCUGCUGCGUCAGUUGGUGCUGGCAGUCGUUCCGAGAUCGCCAUCUGUUCAAGCACCAGCAUCACCGGCAGCAGUGGUGGCGGAGCUGCCGGCAGCAGCGGUGCGACAGCGCGGGCAGAAUUCCGGAGAGAAGUGAUGGCGAUGGUGUCGUGUGGGCAGCGGUGCCCACAGCUGCUGCGCUUCUACGGCGUGUGUGUGGACGUGCGGCACCGCAUGUGCAUCGUCACCAAGCUCAUGCCGGGCGGCACUCUGCACGACCUGCUGAGGAGGCGCAAUGGUGUGGGCCUGCCGCUGCUGCAGCUGCUGCGCGUGGCGUUGGACAUUGCUUUGGGGAUGCGGUUUCUCCACCGCCAUGGAAUCAUUCACCGUCCUACAACCAAUCCUGCUAUCUCCACCACUCCCAUACCCCCCCCCCCACCUUUCUCCAGCGACCUCAAGACGGCCAAUGUGUUACUGGACGAGCACGGUCGGGCAGUGGUGGGGGACUUUGGAGUGGCGCGGCUGGUGGGAGACGGAGCGGAGAUGACCAAGGAGGUGGGCACAUACCGCUGGAUGGCCCCUGAGGCCUUCGGCACCACGGGUCACUGGUCCGUCACCCCUCGCAGCGACGUGUACAGCUUCGGAAUUGUGUUAUGGGAGCUGCUGACUGCGCGGUUACCCUACGAGAGUUACUCGCCGCUCCAGGCUGCGGUGGCGGUGGCGCUGAAUGGGCUGCGGCCGGCGAUACCGGCGGGGUGCCCUGAGGGGCUGAGGCGGCUGAUUGAGGCAUGCUGGGCCAGGGACCCUGCAGAGAGGCCUGACUCAGAGGAUGUAGUGCGUGUGGUGCGAGGUUUGAGGCGGGAGUUGAUGGGGGAAGAGAGUGUGGAGGACGAAGAGGAGACUAGUGGGGGGAAUGGGGAGCAUGUUGUGAGUGGUGGAAGAUGA
This is a messenger RNA of Closterium sp. NIES-65, 3468 nucleotides long. The record is from the annotation of a GenBank genome assembly. Lineage: Eukaryota; Viridiplantae; Streptophyta; Zygnematophyceae; Desmidiales; Closteriaceae.